AUGGGCACGAGAAUGGGUGGGGACGUGGCGUGGAAUGGAGAACGGACAGAAAAAGGGAUGUGCGAGGGGGUAGGGGCAGGAUUCAUGACGGUAGGCGUGGGAGCGAGUCAAGUGAGAAGGAAGGGACUAUGCUUGGAGAAUAAAGACUUCGACCUUCAAGAAUGUUCACGAAGUGACUCAAUGCCGCCGCCCCCAUCCAAAUCAGCGCGAUAAAGGAGAUGAGCCCUGGAGAUUGAAUGCCCUCGCAAAUGAGCACCAUUCGCGAAGCAGUGAGCAUGGAGUGCCUGGGAAAUCACGCCAGGUGCAGAAGUAGGGGAAGGGCCCUCUUCUCUUCGAAAGGU
Gryllus bimaculatus (two-spotted cricket) is the source of this 341-nucleotide messenger RNA. The record is from the annotation of a GenBank genome assembly. NCBI's taxonomy places the organism in Eukaryota, Metazoa, Arthropoda, Insecta, Orthoptera, Gryllidae.